AGAGUGGUAAAAGUGACGUGAGAGUCAUACGCAUGUGGGGGAAGUUGUGGGGUGUUUUUUCUCACCGUUGCGGGGAACUGCAACAGGUGUUAAAUACUAGAGGGUUUAAUUAAAUAUCACUUUGACAGAAGCCAAGAAGUCAGGCUUUUGAUCUCUCAAACAUUAUGGAUAUUCUGGGUUCACUACUAAUCAUUUUGCUGGGUACCAUCACAGGGACCAGGGCAGAUGUCCAUCCAAUAGACAAAUAUGGGUUGAAGGGCGGUGCGGUGUGUUUGACAGUUAGAGAAAACCCUCUUCAAGAGAUGGCGAUGAAAUGGAUGACUGAUAGUAAUGUAAUAGCUGUGAAGGAAAAAGUUUCUCCUCGAUACAAGGAGAGGGUCGAUUAUAACUCCACAGACCACUCUCUUUGUCUCAGGAAACUGGAACAAACAGAUACUGGAAUCUACAUUGCAUAUAAUGUUGAGAUAUGGAAGGAGACACAAAUGGUCAAAUACAAUUUGAUGGUCCAAGAAGCUGUUUCCAUACCAGUCAUGGAGGUGGUGUCGCUCUCCUCCAACUAUAGUGAUGGAAUGUGUGACGUCACAGUGAACUGUUCAGUUACAGGUGUGUGGGUAUUGUCUGUCUGUGAUGGAGGUCAGUGCACACUGUCACAGCAGUCUCUUUCACACACCAGAGUCAACAUCAUCAUCUCCAAUGACAACGGGACUAUCCAGUGCACUGGCAAAAAUAACUUCAGUGCAGAGACCAACUCACAACGCAUGGAGGACAUAUGUAAAGGUGAGAAGAAGGGGAGAGCUUCAACAUUACCAGUUGGGACCAUUAUGGGCAGUGUUACUGCUCUUGUCUUCUUUGUUGGUGUGUUAUUUGGUGUAGGAUACAUCAUAUUAACCAGAAGACGGCAAUCCCCUAAAGAUCAGCAGUCAAUGCAGGUCGUUAUUACAGAAGUUGACAACACAGUGGCCGCUAUACCAGGAAGACCAGAACUACCAAACACCCCUGGUUCUGAGGUGACAUCUAUCUAUGUCACUGCAGGCAGACCAGGAGCAGUACCAGCAUCAGCAUUAGAAGAACACCACCCAGUGGACAAAGGGUACACUUUACCAGAAGAAAGUACAGAACCACCGGCAGAGGCACUCUACAGCACUGUGCAGCAACCAGCGGUAGAAGAGCGCCACCUAGUGGACAAAGUGGGCUGUCCAAAAAGACUGAGGCCAGGACCACAUAGCCCUUCUGAUGCAGAUCCUACAUCAAUCUACAGCACAGCCAGCUAUAGCCCAGCGCCACCCAGUGGACAAAUGGACAAAUAUGGGAAUAAUGUCAACAAACCAGACAAACUACUUUACUAAACUACCCCUCCAUUCCCCUGAUGUUACAUUGACUAAGUCUUGACCCAUAGACUUAGAUACUGAAGAAAAACAGGGAAGUUACAAAGAGAAUUUAGAUAACUUAUUUUUUUAUAUUGUUUAUGUCUAAUUUUAACCAUAUUUAAAUUGGCAAUCUGUGAUUGCUACAUCGAUUUUGGAGACUUUUAAGUUAAUUAUAUAUAACUAUUGAUUCAUAUAACUUAUGCUUGUUUAAACUCCAUUGUUUGUAAACAAUGUAAUUCUAAACAGACACUGUAUAGCUUCAAAACAUAGUUACAAAUGUAAUUUUGAUGUCGUGAAUGGUCAGUCCAUAGCAUCCAUAGCCUCAUCUAUGAAUUUAAGUGGUUACAUUUCUCCAGCCCCAUCACUAAUGUUAACCUCAAAAAGGUGGCAGCAUGACGGUAUUCUUAGUAUUUGAACUGCAGAUGUCCCCUUUAAUGAUACAUCGUUUUGCAUAAUGUGUUAUUUUCUGUAUUUGAAAAUGAUAAAACAUGUUGAUGAAUACAGCAGCACUUUACAUGCUUUAAAAUAAAUGUUAUAUACAAAACA
Messenger RNA from Oncorhynchus kisutch (coho salmon), 1913 nucleotides. RefSeq lists its product as uncharacterized. Gene Ontology annotation, cellular component: membrane. The record is from RefSeq and is a predicted model, not a curated record. NCBI's taxonomy places the organism in Eukaryota, Metazoa, Chordata, Actinopteri, Salmoniformes, Salmonidae. The transcript has 5 exons. The coding region runs from base 165 to 1346 and encodes 393 amino acids.